Messenger RNA from Ascoidea rubescens DSM 1968, 1482 nucleotides. It is a transcript of the gene KCS1, whose product is annotated as inositol polyphosphate kinase KCS1. Gene Ontology annotation, molecular function: inositol hexakisphosphate kinase activity. The annotation marks the transcript as partial. NCBI's taxonomy places the organism in Eukaryota, Fungi, Ascomycota, Saccharomycetes, Ascoideales, Ascoideaceae. Gene Ontology annotation, cellular component: cytoplasm; nucleus. The record is from RefSeq and is a predicted model, not a curated record. Gene Ontology annotation, biological process: phosphatidylinositol phosphate biosynthetic process; inositol phosphate biosynthetic process. The transcript has 3 exons.
AUAUAUCCUUUGGCUGUCGAAUUGAAACCCUUCAAAGACAAAGUUGGUGGGCACACUGCGAUCUUCAGAUUUUCACAUCGAGCAAUUUGCAAGGCCUUGGUUAAUCGAGAAAACAAGUGGUACGAAGCUGUUGAAAUGUUGCACCCUGAAUUGCUUCACUUUAUGCCCAAAUAUAUUGGGGUUCUUAAUUCUUCGUUUUCAAAGAUCAACGAAUUGACAAAGAGAAAUAGUGCCAGUUUGAAAUUAAACGAAAAUGAAAAUAUAGAGUUGCCUCCUCAGGUUGUUUUAGAUGAUAAUAAGCACAUCAUCCCGGAUUCCAUUUGGAAAAAAUUUUCUUUUCAAUCUACAUCAUCUCCAGAAACUGACCCAAACAGCAUUCACUCCAAAGACUCAACUCAUUCAAGUUUGAAUUCAGGCACCACAAAUAAAUUUCCUGGUUCCAAUAGUUCAAGCAACCCCAAAGACUCGACCAUUUUGCAAUGUAACAACAAACUUCAAAAUAUGAUACUGAAUUCUUUGACAGGCUCAACCUCUGUUAAUACCGAGUUGCAGGAGCUAGUGAUACGUGAAGUGUUUGCUCCAAUCAAGAAACAUGCUGAAAAUGUGAAGGAGCAAAUGAGUAUAAAUUUUGAAGAAAAUAAACUUGAAAGUCAUAAUCUCAGAAAUAAUAUACAAAAACACAGUUACCAUUUAAAACAAAUCACUAAAUUUGAAAAGUUUAUAUUAUUGGAAGAUCUUACGAUUGGAAUGAAGAGACCAUGUGUGCUUGAUUUAAAAAUGGGGACUCGACAAUAUGGCAUUGAAUCCAAUGACAAAAAACAAAAAUCACAACGAAAAAAGUGUUAUUAUACAACGAGUAGAAAAUUAGGGGUUCGAAUUUGUGGGAUGCAAAACUGGGAUAAAAAAAACCAUAGGUUUAUCAAAAGGGAUAAAUAUUUCGGUAGAAGAAUUAAGAAAGGAGAGGAGUUCUUAAGGAUAUUAAUUCAGUUUUUAUAUGAUGGAGAAAGUCAACGAAGCAUUUUAAAGCAUAUUCCUAAGAUUGUUAAUAAAUUGAAUGAGUUGAAAAAGAUAUUCUCAAAACUAAAGGGGUAUAGGAUGUAUGGAUCAUCUUUAUUGUUAAUGUAUGAUGGGAGUAACAAUAAUGAACCCGAAUAUCAAGAUAAAGAGGGAGAUGAAAAGGAUGAAAUUUUGGUCAAGAUUAUUGAUUUUUCCAAGUGUUUAACAGAGAAUGAAAAUCUGAUCGAUACUCUAAAAAAAUAUAAAUGUAAACCCAGAUUUCCAUUUGAAGUUGAUAAAGGGUAUAUUCGUGGAAUUAACUCGUUGAUGUUUUAUUUUAAGUUAAUGUUCAAAAAGAUUGUUGGGGAAGAGUAUAGUGAUUUGAGUAAUGAGAAAAUGAAAAUGUUAAUGAAUCAAGAAAGGUUUAAGAAAAGCUUGGAUUUUUUGGAUUUUUUUGAAGAAGAUACCUAUGAAGAUGAAAACGAU